This is a messenger RNA of Aspergillus versicolor CBS 583.65, 2205 nucleotides long. RefSeq lists its product as uncharacterized. Gene Ontology annotation, biological process: mitotic spindle organization; cell population proliferation. The transcript has 2 exons. Gene Ontology annotation, cellular component: cytoplasm. The record is from RefSeq and is a predicted model, not a curated record. NCBI's taxonomy places the organism in Eukaryota, Fungi, Ascomycota, Eurotiomycetes, Eurotiales, Aspergillaceae. Bases 1 to 2205 code for a protein of 734 amino acids.
AUGUCCAAUCCUCUCUCACCCUUGGCUGCCUCCCGGCAGAACACGCGAGCCAUUUCUAUCCGCCAAAGUUCCAAUUACGACGUUACCGAGUACAAUGAACAGAGGCAGGAGAUUGAUAACGAUGACUCUGUAUCUGACCAAGCUCUACAAAGCUCGCCAUUCCGGUUCGAUGCGAGGGACGAUACAGUCGAUAUGCAGAUGUUGCAGAAGCACCAAACGUCGCUGGGUAUGUCUGAGCGCUCUGCAACUCCCAGAAAACGGUCCUAUGAUCAAGCACCUGAUGUUCACGAAAUCGAAACCGGGGAAAGUGAUAGGUACAAGAAAUCACCUGGACGGAGGGAUAUACCAGAUGUCAAUGUCUAUGCCGACGAGGAUUCGGGGUAUAGUCACGAUCUAAGCUUCCCUGGCGGUGGGGGCCAAAACAUUGCGAGCAGUAUGGUGGAGGAAAAGCGACACGAAGGCAUGAGCACUGUUCUUGGCGAGGACAGGCCGCCGGUCUCUUCGAGAGACGGCAGCGGCCAGGACGUUGAUGACACAAAUGACGCGAUGACUGAUGAGGAGUCUCACGACCCUAUGGAUGAUACAUGCUUUAGUACAUUCUCUGCGGUUCCGAAUGUCGAUAUGACGGCAUUUGCAAACCUACCAGGGGGUUCUCCAUUCAAGAGCCCGCGACCUCUGCCGGAUUUCCCCGUCGAACCCGAACAUAGGCGUGAGGGUAUGGAGUCGCCGAAGAGGUCUCCCAGGAAAAAUGCCCUCAUUGAUAUGAGCUCCCCUGUUGGAUCGCCCACCCCUCGAAAGAGAGAUAGAGAUGAUCAGAGUACGAACGGAACUCCAAAUUUGUUGGAUUUGACAGAUCAAAUCGGUCUUUUCCCUCGUCGUCAACGAUUCAGUAUCCAACAUGAAAGAUACACUCCUUCGCGCCGGUCACCUUUAAAAACCCCGAGGGAAUCAAUGAGAUCGCCAGCAAAAAUGAGCCUCCUGGAUUUUGAUAUACCGGCCGCCCCCACCCCUCGAUCCCUUCCAACUAUCACGCCUCGGGAGCUGGAGUCAUUGAAGUCGGGCUUUCUCUCGGAGAUAUCCUCGCUCAAAGCUACACUCAGUGGAAAAGAGGCUGAAGUCUCUAGUCUCAAGAAAGCCGUGUCGGAUGCUGAACGUCGGGUUGGAGAAGCAUUAGAAGAAGUUCGCAAUGAGGCUGCUCGUAAGGAGGCCCUGGAGAUUGAGCAGGCAGAGUGGGAGAGAAGGGGCCGAGAAAUGGAGGAUGUGCUGCGAUCUGUCAAGGCUGAUAUCCUUGAGGGCGAACAGGAGCGUGAACGCUUACAGAAGAAAAACGAGGAAGCGGAGAAAAGCAAGGAGCAGCUUGAAAGUCGAGUUGUCGAGCUCGAAACCCAACUAACUUCGGCCCGUAAAUCGGCAACCUGCGACAAAGGAGCGUCCGAAAAUGCGGCUCCAUUGUCGGCGAAGACAGCAGAAGAGACCGCAAAGGAAAUACAGGACGCGGUUGAGAAAGUUGCCCGUGAUCUCCACUCGCUGUAUAAGGAGAAGCAUGAGACCAAAGUUGCAGCUCUUAAGAAGAGUUACGAGUCACGCUGGGAGAAACGCUUGCGUGAAGCCGAGAAAAAGCUGAAAGCUGCUAGUGACGAGUGUGAGCGUGUUAAAGCCGAGCGAGAUGCCACAUCGCAGGAAUCUGCGCGACCUGAUGCCAGUAUGAUGGCCCGUGAGAAUGAAGAGCAUGAAGCAGAGAAGCACGUCCUUGAGGCUCAAAUCAAGGGUCUUCGGCAGGAAAUAUUAUCCCUGAAGAGCGACAGCGAACAGUUGCGUAUCGAACUCAAGGCAGAAAGGGCUGAGAAGGGCGACCUCGUAGCUCUCGUGGAGGAGUGGCUGACGAUGCAGAAUCAAUCCACUCAACCAUCGCAGUCCAAAAAUGAUAAUACGACUCCGGAGCUAGUCUCACAUGAGCAGCUUCGUCCAACGGAUGAUUUCGAGCGGGAGGUCCCUCACAGCAGCUCCAGCGGUCUUCGUGGCCCAAGUUCAGGAUCCAGCUCUAGCUCUGGUCACGGAGAGAGGAAGAUCCCAAAAAUCGGAGCUUCAGGGGCGCGGCAUGUGCGAGGGAACAGCGGUGGCAAGUCCGGUAUUGCUAUUUUCACACCAGGCCGCAGUGGUAUCAUGGGCUCUAUCGAACGAAUGGGCCGUGGAGGCGCUGCUUAG